GCCGGGCUCGGGGCUUUCUGCUUGUACUCCGAGCCGCGGGGAGGACCGGGAGCCCCGGACACAGCGUGGGGAGGAGGAGGAAGAAGAGGAGGGAGCAAGAGAAGAGCCGGCAGGCGAGGGGUGGGGGGCAGGAGGCUGGCCACCUUCAGCCCCCCCCCGCCGCGAGCGCCCAAGGUGUGCACAUCGUGACCGACUCAGCAGCAAGGUGGAUUUUCUUUGGGUUUGAAGAAGACAAAAUGUCCCCGUGUCUGUAGAGAUGAUUUGCAGUUCAGCCCGGCUGAAGCUGACCGAAUGAGACUAUGGGCUGUGCCUCCGCCAAGCAUGUUGCCACUGUUCAAAAUGAAGAGGAAGCCCAGAAAGGGAAGAACUACCAGAAUGGAGAUGUGUUUGGCGAUGAGUAUAGGAUCAAACCAGUGGAAGAAGUCAAAUACAUGAAAAACGGGGCAGAAGAGGAGCAGAAGAUAGCCGCCAGGAACCAAGAAAACUUGGAAAAAAGUGCCAGCUCAAAUGCAAGACUUAAAACUAAUAAAGAAAUUCCUGGAUUAGUUCAUCAACCCAGAGCAAACAUGCACAUCUCUGAGAGCCAGCAAGAAUUCUUCAGAAUGCUGGAUGAAAAAAUUGAAAAGGGUCGGGAUUACUGUUCCGAAGAAGAGGAUAUCACAUAGCACCGAUUCUCCCACUCAGACCAGGAGCUACUGCUGUGUAAAUAGGUUACACCCCAGUUGAAAUCUUUGCACAGGUCGGUUCUCUUCAAUGAACAGCACUAUAGCAACCGAAGACCGUUCCAUAUCGUAUGUCCCAUUAAAUUACAGUGUUUCUUAAUGAACUUGCAGAAGAAUAUUGCUAAACAAAACAAAACAAAACAAAAAAAAAAACUGUUCUCGAACUUUCUUUGUUGCUGCUAGUUAAAACUUGUUGCAACUUUUCACUUCUCUUGUGUCCAGGUAUGCAGCAAAAUUCUGCAGUUUUCACCUUAAAGAUACUAUUGGUUUUCCAGAUGCUCUCCAACCUAUUUUCUAUAAGAUGAGGUAGUGGUGGACUCAGAUAUCAAACUUCUAUUCUAGACCCGUUCCGCUUCUAAGUCAAGCGUCUCCUUCCCUCACGUUCCUCCCCGCCCACCUCUCCCCCAGCGGUCCGGAGAGGACCCGAGCCUUGCUUUUCAGUGGCACUGCGGAGCUUGGGAGAUGGGAUGGUUGCUAUGCCAAGCAUUGUUUCUCUGCUCAGAAGAAGUAGAGGAGCUGUUAUCACUUAAAAACCACGUUGUGACCUGACUCCUGCCGGUGACAUAGGAACAACUAGCAGGAGGUUGUUCCACUUCCUAGGGCUCCUUGUCGAGGAUUGAGCUUGCAACGCUGGCUUUGCUCAGAUAUGGACGGAAGUGUGACCACAAUCAUUCUGAAUCCCUCCUCCGCCUUGCUUUUUUUUUUCUAAGAAAUAAACAUUUUACUGUUUUUAUGUACCCUUGUCUUCUCCCAUUCAUCCAGCUCAGUAUCUUAAGAUGAUUUUGGUUAUGGAAGUUAAGUCCUUCGCAGGGACACUGAUAAUUGGACUAAAUGGCUCCCUAACCCAUCUGUUGAUAAUCUACUGAGGUUUGUAAGGGCUCUAAGCAGUCAGGAUGGAUGGGCAGGCACCUGUGACAUCUUAGGAAAGCCCGAAACCACCCUAAUACCUUUCAUUUUGUUAGCAAAUAAAACAUCCAGUUUUGUCCUUCUCCCCCAUGACCAUGACACACGAGCCUUGCCACUCGCUUUCCUUCUUACUUCCAUCCAACACUGGGGGUGUGGAGGAAGGUGUCUGCCUACUCGAAAACAUAGGACAUUCAUGCAGGCGAUGUUAUUUGGAGAUGUGAAAGCCAAAAGCCCCUGGCAGUGGUGGGGAAUGUUGACUGUGUGUUCAGUAGAGUUUAUUUUUCCAUACUAUAUAAAGAGAAUGAUCUCUUCUCAAAGACAGAAGUAAUAUUUUUAACAAAUAUUGUCACAAGUAAAUAGCAAUCAAAAGGAGAAAAUAACUUUUGUAUUUUUUUAUCGUGUUUGAUAGCUUUGAUGAGGGUUCUCUUUGUUACUUUCAAGGGGAGGGUGCCCUAUUAAAUGCCACGCCAACAGUCCAGGAUUGGGUUUGUCAUACCCCCCAACACACACAAAAGAAAAAAAAAAAGGAGGAGGAGGAGGAGGAGGAAGAGUGCGGUACGUUUCUCUUGGGGUUGUGAGUUUCCAGGGUCUGGGUAUCAGCCACACUGCCACCUUCAGGAGGUGAAUAGUAAUGAUGAGGGGUAAUUAAGAUGUUCCCCGUUGUCAAAAGAUGGCCUGCCACAAAAUAGAAUGAGGAGCCAACUUCGCUCUUAUAUUUCCAGAUCUAUGCACAAGACAGAUAGUACUCUUGAUGUGCAGACAGAUCUCGUCUCCUUUCGGACCUGAGGCAGCGAAAGCGAGAGGAAGGAAACUCGGUCAAGUGCCAUUGGAAAUGGACUCAAAUGUUAGCAACAAAAUCCCUUAAUUCUUGCAGCCAGUGGCAGCUAUUUUGGGGAGCAGCUGUGGUUGUUACAUAAAUAGAGAUGUAGCCAGAAUCUAAGGCUUUUUAUCCAGCUUCAAGCAGAAAAAAAAUGCAGGGAGGGUCAAGUAAUCUGGGGUUUUAAGUUCCUUUCCCUGGUAUGGUUUUUGGCUAAGUGACGAAAAUAGCUUUCCUCAACUGUAAAUGGACACUGCAAAACCCCACCUCAACCUUGUUCACCGGGGACUCUGUUCACUGUUGUGUGGAUGACCUUUUCUGGGAUCUCACAUUCUUAUCAAGCAAGAAUGAAGCGAAUGCUAAUGUCUUCCAUUUGACUCCUUUACUUGGUGUCUCCAACAGUGUCUUCCCAGAAAAUCACCACCCUAUACCCAAAGAUGAAACACACUCAUACGAUUUUUCUCCCAGUCAUGUUUAGCAUUUUGACACAUCCCACGUUUCUUGGGAACCUGACUUUUGAGUGUUAAUAAAACCCUAUGUGUUGUUCCCCUGAACCAGAGACUUUUCACUUGAAGUUCUGUCUCCUGUGUUUAACACUGGUUACAUAUGUACAAAAGUGAUUUCAUCUUUGAACACACCUGGUACCUGUACAAAUAGGUCCCAGAAAUUGUGGGGUGGUUGAGUUGGGUUGUUAUGAAAUGAUUCAUUCUGUUAGCAGCACUCAAAACUGUUUGUUUUCCAUUUGUUGGUUCCAAUCAUAAAAUUGUCAAGUGA
This is a messenger RNA of Jaculus jaculus (lesser Egyptian jerboa), 3219 nucleotides long. It is a transcript of the gene C1H1orf21, whose product is annotated as chromosome 1 C1orf21 homolog. The transcript is spliced from 6 exons. The record is from RefSeq and is a predicted model, not a curated record. Bases 300 to 665 code for a protein of 121 amino acids. NCBI's taxonomy places the organism in Eukaryota, Metazoa, Chordata, Mammalia, Rodentia, Dipodidae.